Molecule: messenger RNA, 375 nt
Organism: Dentiscutata erythropus
Lineage: Eukaryota; Fungi; Glomeromycota; Glomeromycetes; Diversisporales; Gigasporaceae
Source: the annotation of a GenBank genome assembly
AUGAAAAAUAGUAUAUUAGCAAAGAUACAAACAAAAACUACAUCAUUAAUAAAAAUACAACAGCCUAAUUGUAACCUAAAAGAAAAAAAGUUAGUAAAGCUCAAACAUACAAAAAAGACACAAGAAAUACAAAAAUAUAAACAUACAAAAAAGGAUACAAGAAUGCGAUUGACAAUGAUUAAUGACACCACUGCGAAAACAAGCAAGCAGACAAGAAAGCAAGAAAAUGAAAAGGCAAAAGCAAGCAAAGAAAAGCGAGCAAAAGCAAAAAGUGAAGCAAGAAGCAAAGGCAAGGCAAAAAGCAAAGCAAAAAGCAAAGACAAGACAAAAGCAAAAGCAAGCAAGCAAAAAACUGCAGACACAAAAGCAAAGCAA